This is a messenger RNA of Linderina pennispora, 1130 nucleotides long. RefSeq names its product glyco protein endopeptidase. Gene Ontology annotation, cellular component: EKC/KEOPS complex; cytoplasm. Gene Ontology annotation, biological process: tRNA threonylcarbamoyladenosine modification. Lineage: Eukaryota; Fungi; Kickxellomycota; Kickxellomycetes; Kickxellales; Kickxellaceae. The transcript has a single exon. Bases 30 to 1088 code for a protein of 352 amino acids. The record is from RefSeq and is a predicted model, not a curated record.
UUCUUUCCCAUCAACUUUCUUGCAAAACAAUGUCUUCGCCUAGAACAAUCAUUGCCCUGGGCCUGGAGGGGUCGGCCAACAAGCUCGGCGUCGGUAUCGUCAAGCACACCUAUCCGUCCGGAAUCACCGCCUCGGAGCUAGCGCCCCAAUACGAGGAACUGGCGAACAUCCGCGACACAUACAAUCCGCCAGCAGGCCACGGCUUCCAGCCGCGCGAUGUUGCAGCCCACCACCGCGCAUUGAUCCUUCCGCUCCUAGACAAGGCGCUAGCGCAAGCCAAGCUGCAGCCGCAGGACAUCGACUGCAUUUGCUUCACCAAGGGCCCGGGAAUGGGCGCGCCACUGCAGUCGGUGGCCCUGGUGGCCCGCACGCUAUCACAGCUGUGGAACAAGCCCUUGGUAGGGACCAACCACUGCGUGGGGCAUAUUGAAAUGGGCAGGGCGAUUACGGGCGCGCAGAAUCCCGUUGUCCUGUAUGUCUCUGGCGGCAACACCCAGGUGAUUGCAUAUUCGCAGCAGACGUACAGGAUCUUCGGCGAGACCCUGGACAUUGCCAUUGGCAACUGCCUUGAUCGGUUUGCGCGUGUCCUCAAGCUGCCGAAUGACCCGAGUCCCGGCUACAAUAUCGAGCAGUACGCAAAGAAGGGCUCAAAGUACAUCCCGCUGCCAUAUACGGUCAAGGGCAUGGACGUGUCGUUCUCGGGCAUCCUGUCGUUUAUUGAGCAGCUGGCGAAGACGCAAAAGGACAAGUACUCGGCCGAAGAUCUCUGCUAUUCCUUGCAGGAGACCAUGUUUGCCAUGCUAGUGGAGAUCACGGAGCGCGCGAUGGCGCAUAUUAACAGCAGUGAGGUUUUGGUUGUGGGCGGCGUCGGCUGCAAUGUGCGGCUGCAGGAGAUGAUGGGCGAGAUGGCUAAGGAGCGUGGCGGCAAUGUGUUUGCCACAGAUAUGCGGUACUGUAUUGACAACGGCAUUAUGAUUGCGCAGGCCGGCGCUUUGGCGUUUGCGCGCGGGGAGACCACCAAGAUGCAGGAUACGUGGAUUACGCAGAGGUUCCGCACCGACCAGGUCCAUGUAGCCUGGCGAGACUAAAAAGGGGUUUAUUUUAAGAAAAAUAAUAUUUAUGGCCCAUUC